UGGUAGAAUGUGAGUUCUAGAGGAUGUGGCAGAUAGAUUUGGGGAGUCAAAAAAAAUUUGCAAAUAUUAACUACUAUAUAUAAAAAUAGUUAAAAAUAAAUUGCUUCUGUACAGCACAGGGAACUAUAUUCAGUAUCUUGUAAUAUCCUUUAAUGAAAAAGAAUAUGAAAACGAAUGUAUGGAUGACUGGGACAUUAUGCUGUACACCAGAAACUGAUACACUGUAACUGAUUAUACUUCAGUUUAAAAAAUAUUAGUUUUUUGCUCUUUCUCUUUCGGUUCAAGGCGAUUCAGGAUCUCCCGGUUCCGGUGCAGGCAUGGCCAAGUCAAAGAACCACACCACACACAACCAGUCCCGAGAAUGGCACAGAAACAGCAUCAAAAAACCCCGAUCACAGCGAUCUGUAUCUCUUAAGGGGGCGGACCCCAAGUUCCUGAGGAACAUGCGCUUUGCCAAGAAGCACAAGAAGGGCCUGAAGAUGCAGGCCAACAACGCCAAGGCCACGAGUGCACCUGCCGAGGCUGUCAAGGUUCUCGGAAAUCCCAAGGAGGUCAAGCCCAAGAUUCCAAAGGGCAGCAGCCACGAGCUCAGUCGACUUGCUCACCCCAAGCUCGGGAAAUGUGCUCGUCCCCGCGUCGCCAAGGGUCUCAGGCUCUGUCGGCCAAAGGCCAAGGCCAAGGCUCAGACCAAGGCUGCAGCUGCAGCUCCAGCUCAGGCUCAGGCUCAGGCUCCCAAAGGCGCCCAGGCCCCCACAAAGGCUCCAGAGUAAAGGCUUUCAUCUAUUGAUGUGAGGAUAUAAGGACUAGUGUGACCCCUGGGCUGCUGUCUGCAUGGGGCUCAUGUCUAUCUGUGCUGUUUGUACAAAUAAACCUGAGGCAGG
Molecule: messenger RNA, 881 nt
Organism: Vicugna pacos (alpaca)
Lineage: Eukaryota; Metazoa; Chordata; Mammalia; Artiodactyla; Camelidae
Source: RefSeq, a predicted model, not a curated record